AUGUUUUGGAUCCAGAGAGAUUACUACAAUGUCCAUAUAGUAAACAUCAUCGAAUCAGAGCCUGUCGGUUUCCCUAUCACCUUGUGAAGUGUGGGAAGAGCAACCCUGAAGUUGCAAAGCAGUUGGCCACGUGCCCCUUCAACGCUCGCCAUCUAAUUCCUCGAGCUGACCUCAGCAAUCACAUAACAAAGUGUGAUGACAAAGAGUUAACUGAGCAAGAUACAGUGAAUCAGUCCUCUGGCUUCCGAAGGGAGCAGAUGAAUGCUGUGAGCACAUGGCAGCCACCUCCAUGCGACGAAGACUGGGAAGCAGAGUCAUCAGAGCAGUCAGAUCCUCCUUUUGUCUGGGGCAUGACCAGUUCUGCCAUAACCAGGUAG
Mesitornis unicolor (brown roatelo) is the source of this 377-nucleotide messenger RNA. RefSeq names its product gametocyte specific factor 1 (gene GTSF1). The annotation marks the transcript as partial. Lineage: Eukaryota; Metazoa; Chordata; Aves; Mesitornithiformes; Mesitornithidae. The record is from RefSeq and is a predicted model, not a curated record. The transcript has 4 exons.